This is a messenger RNA of Apis dorsata (giant honeybee), 1238 nucleotides long. Its product is annotated as homeobox protein Nkx-2.5-like. Lineage: Eukaryota; Metazoa; Arthropoda; Insecta; Hymenoptera; Apidae. The transcript has 3 exons. The record is from RefSeq and is a predicted model, not a curated record. Gene Ontology annotation, biological process: cell differentiation; regulation of transcription by RNA polymerase II. Gene Ontology annotation, cellular component: nucleus. Gene Ontology annotation, molecular function: RNA polymerase II cis-regulatory region sequence-specific DNA binding; DNA-binding transcription factor activity, RNA polymerase II-specific. Bases 15 to 1193 code for a protein of 392 amino acids.
GAGAAUGCGUUAGAAUGUUGUCUUCCUCUGGAACCCCUUUCAGUGUCCGCGAUAUUCUUAGCGAGGAUCAGCAAUUAGGAAUCAUGGAUUGCUAUCCUUCCGUGCACCAUCAGCACCAGCUCCAACAGCAACACGUGCCGCAAGAGUAUUACGGUUACAAUGCAAUCGUGCAGGAGAACAAUUGGGACGUGGAAAAGUUCAAGGAACAAAGCUCGAUGCCGACAUACGCUCAUUAUCCGGACUUGAGCCACGGAAUUCAUCAGUUGAAUUCGAUCGCUCCUCCGUAUCAAGAUCCACCGGUUACGGAAGAUGGUAACGUGGUUACGUCAAGCAAAACGGAGUUACGGAAGAGUCAGUCCGGCAAGAGAACAAAACGGAAGCCUAGGGUGCUCUUUUCUCAAAAUCAGGUAUACGAGUUGGAGCAGCGAUUCAAGCAGCAACGAUACUUAAGCGCCCCUGAGAGAGAGCUACUCGCCCAGACCCUGAAACUGACCAGCACCCAGGUGAAGAUCUGGUUCCAGAAUCGGCGAUACAAGAACAAACGCGCUAGGUUGGAGGGCGUGGAGAGUCUGCAAGCGCAAAACAUGAAGAGCCAAUCUCUGAAGAAGAUCCACGUGCCAGUAUUGAUCAAGGACGGGAAGCCAAACCUUCCCCAAGAUACCUACAACCCCUCUUACUGGUCCAACAUCAGGCCGGAUCUCGGCGUGACGACGAUGCAACCGGAUUACAGAACGAUGAACGAGAUUCGCCUGAGCCCGGAAUUCAGGACGUCGAACGGCGAAAUGAGGAUGGACACGAGCAUCAGCCCCCAGUUCAAGACGGAAAUAAGCUCGGAACUGGGCGGGAAAUCGAGUUUGAACGGGGAGGUUCAAGCUCAGGCUAGGCAGCAUGUCCUCGCUGUGUCCGAUUUCAGGAAUAAUUUGGAUCCUCGAGCAGGUGUGCACGAUUGCCACAGGCAGAUCAAGGGAAACCAAGUGAGUGGCGACGAAACCAACCACGUUGCCACGUUUCCAGAGGUGAAGAACAUCAGCACGGACAGUAAGGUUAUGGUGAGCGACGGAAGACCGGUGAUGGACGUGACCAGUAGCGAUUACAGCUUCCCGAAUUAUUUGGGCCCGGCCAAUUAUCAGAUGCAGUACGUUAAUUACAUGGAACAGGUGCCCAUGGACCAAAAUCUGCAACGAUUGUGGUAGGGGAUGGAAUCGUUUUUAGUAGUUUCGUAGUUGAAACUCUCGUGU